Molecule: messenger RNA, 942 nt
Organism: Hyposmocoma kahamanoa
Lineage: Eukaryota; Metazoa; Arthropoda; Insecta; Lepidoptera; Cosmopterigidae
Gene: dmrt93B
Product: doublesex- and mab-3-related transcription factor A2
Exons: 5
Coding region: 1-864 (287 amino acids)
Biological process (GO): regulation of transcription by RNA polymerase II; sex differentiation
Cellular component (GO): nucleus
Molecular function (GO): RNA polymerase II cis-regulatory region sequence-specific DNA binding; protein binding; DNA-binding transcription factor activity, RNA polymerase II-specific
Source: RefSeq, a predicted model, not a curated record
AUGAUGAACAGCGGUCGCGCGCGUGUCCCGAAGUGUGCACGUUGCAGAAACCACGGUCUGAUCUCAAGUCUGAGAGGGCAUAAAAAGGCCUGUGCCUACCGCCACUGCCAGUGCCCUAAGUGCGGUCUCAUCAAGGAACGCCAGCGGAUCAUGGCGGCUCAGGUAGCUUUAAAACGCCAGCAAGCGGCUGAGGAUAAAAUAGCAUUACACCUAGCGUCUGUGGAGAGCGGCACUGCCUUAGAAGCAUUGCCACCAGGCCGUAUCUACGGUAUGAGAGUAACCCAGCCUUGCCCUAGUCCCGGACCCGAGCCGGAUUCCGCUCAUGAUGAUCCGACUCCAAUUCACAUAGACAGCGAGACCAGCGAUUCUCUCCCCGACUGUUGUGCUUCUCCAGACUCUGCCGGCAACACCGUUUCACGGCCACGGACGGCCGACGAAAGUGAUGGAGCUGUGAGCACGGCUGGAUUAGAAAUGUUGAAGAAGUUAUUCCCCGGCAAGAAGCGUUCUGUACUCGAAUUGGUAUUGCGACGCUGCAACCACGACCUGCUGCGAGCUGUCGAGCAUUUCAAUGCCACACACGGCCAACCGGAUAAAGUACCACCAAUGCCCAGCACAAGUACAUACGAAACUUCGGUGUCUAGUUCUGAAGAAACCGAAACGCGAUGGUCUGCCUUUCGACCUGUGGGUCCUCGCGCUCCGCUGUUACCCGCUCUAGUUAUGGGAAGGGUCUGUGGCUCUGAUUGGCUGGUGCCAUUGCCAGCUCUUCCAGCACUAUCGGCGCCUUUGCUGUUGCCCUUUCAGCAUCCCCCUCCCGCAUCCUGCAACCCUUGUUCGCCUGACUGCCGACAGUGCAAUCAUCGCUGAGAAAUUUCGUGUUAAUUACACUUUUUCCAUAUUUUACUCUCAUAUUGUUACGCCAAUUUAUUAAUUUGCGGAUGUAUG